AAAUAUAUAAUAUUUUUUUAAAUUCAAACAUUCAAAAAAAAAACAAAAUUACGUUAUGAAAAAAAAUAUUCAAAAUAAUAAAGAACAGCCAGUAAAAGAGAGAGAUUUAUACAAUUUCCCAUGCCCAGAGGAUAUAAAUGUAGAUAAUAAUAAACGAUUGCAUACAAGGUAUUCAAAAGCGCAAAAUAUAUUAACUCAAAAUUUUAGCGAUGAUUAUGUAUGUUUAUUAGGCAAAACAGAAUUCUGUGAAAAGUCUAAGAUUUUACCACAAUUUAUGCCACAGAAAUUAAUCGAAAAUAAACAUUUUGAUAAUUUUUCAAACGUAUCUAGUAUUAAUCAUAUCCAAAACACGAAUAAUAACUACAAUUUUUACAAAAAAGAAGUACAAACUUCAAAAAAAUUUGUAUCCGACAAAAUAGAAAACAAAAAUGGACCUGAAAUUCAGGAAGCUACCCCUAAGAGUUAUUUCAAAGGACAUGAGGAUUCAAGGACUAUUAUAUCAUCUCAGAAAGCUUAUGAAUUGAACUGUCAAUCACAAAUCGAUUUGGAACCAAUUCCUGUAAAUCCAGACGAAGAUUUUUUUAAAAAUGAUAUAAAAGAGGGUUUUAAAAAAAGCAAUGAAAAAAUAUCUGCUGGUAUAUUUGAAAAAGAUUCUAUACCUCUUAGAAAUUUUUUUCUAAAACAACAGGAGGAGGAAAUGACAGAAGAUAACAAGGAUAUUGUUUCGUCAGAUUCACAAACGGAAUUUGACUACGCUUCUACCCUUUUUAAAACUGUUGAUAAUGAUGAAUAUUCUUUUUUCAAAAAUACUUUCGAUACACUUACAAUCCAAGAUGAAAAAAUAGAAGAUUACAAAAAUAAUAAUAAAAAUAAUAACAUUUCUUCUCAAGUUGAUUAUAAUGAUAUCUGGAAAGCAAUUGGUGAAGAUACAGAUUUCUUACCAGAUGAUGUUAUAUGUACUGAGAAUGAUAUUGCAUUUCAUGCAAACAAUAUGGCAUUAGAUACAGAAACAAUGCCGUUAAAUAAAAAUAUGUUUUCUUCACUGGAAAAUAGUACAGAGCGUUGCGUUAAUCAACUUUCAAAUAUUCCUUAUCCUUACUUAAAUAGUCAUGAAUUAGAUAAAUCUUCAUCAUCUAAAAAACCUGAUCUUAUGUCACAUACUCACCAGUCUAAUAUGCAUAUCGAUAAUACUCAAUCAUAUUCAUUAGAUACAGAUUUCCAAGCAAAUAUUCUAAAUACAAGUAAAACGGGGAAUAUAUUUAAUCAAUCGUCAUCUGAAAUAUUCUCUGGGAAUAAUAUUCCUUCUCCAACCCAUAGUAGAAGCCAACAAUGUAUUCAUCAGCAGUCAUAUCAGCAAAAUAAUAAUUACUUUUCAACUAUAAAUUCAGAAAACAAUGAAAUAGCUACAAAAUCAUAUAUUUCUAUCAAAGGUGGUUAUUUAUCUCCAUAUGACCUUCCCGUACAGUUUAUACCUAAAUUUAGACGUCUAGCAGAACCAGCUUCUAAUAAGUAUUCUGACAUACAAAAAUAUAAUAAUUCUUCAGAUUACAUACAAACAAAUAUAAAUACAUUUGAAAUAAAACCUUCUAAAUCUCUACAAAACAUACCAAUAGAUGUUAAUGUUACUAAUAAUUCUAAAAUAUUAUCUAGUAAAACAUCCUUAAAAGAUUUAAAUAAUGAAAAAGAUUUAUUAAAUUAUACGUCAGCUGAUACAUCUAUUCCAAAUGCUAAUACAUAUUUUAUACAGCAAACAUCUAAAACUUAUGAAGAAAAAGCAGAAGAGAAAAAUAAGAUGUUUCAAGAUUUGCCAAUAGAAUUCUCUAAAAAAUUAAAAGUUUCAAAUAAAACUAUUAAUAAAACUGGUACAAAUACUCAGGAUACAGAUUUCGAAAUACAGCACUCAAACAUGCAAUAUACAUUGGCUGAUCAAAAGAACAUUCACGAGAUCUAUCAGAAUUCUCAUGAAGUUAAUCAGGAUGUUUUCAAUAUUACAGAUAAUAAAGCAUUUUUAUCAGAUAUUCCAUUUAAUAUCAAUAGUCAGGAACUAAACGCAAAAAAGAUAGAUAUGAAUAAUUUUUCAUUAAAUAAUAUCAAAGACAGACAAAAUAUACAUAAUGAGUCUCAUAUUCAAGAAAAUGCACUUGAGCCAAAUGAUUUUUUAUAUUCGGAGGCAGGAAUAACUAAAAAAAAUAAUUUAUACUAUCAACAUUCUUUGGAGUCACAUUAUAGCACAGAAAAAAAAUUAGCUAUCAAAGAAAAUACACAAGAUCUAAAAAAGGAAAAAUCUAUCAAUAUUUUUCAAAAAAAUACAUCUACUUCUAACUAUGAGCCAUAUACAUCUACUAUGCAGAAAAAUUUGCAACCUUCUCAGUAUUUUCCAUUAGAUAUAGAUAAUUCAUAUUUACGGUCAGAGAAACAAGAUAAUUCGGUGGCAUCAAACAUAUAUACAUCUUUCGUAUUACCAUCUCAACCAAUGUCUUUUAAUAUUCAAAACAAUAAUUCUAUUCUGGAUAUAAGUGAAAAUAAUUCCAAAAGAUAUAAUCUUGAUGAAAAAAUUAAACCUAUUUAUCGUAAAGAUAGUUUUGAAAAUUCUAGUUAUCCUAUAUUAGUAUGGGGAUUUGGAGGAAAAAUCAUAACAAUAUUUCCAGAUAAAACAUAUAUUUCCGACAAUUCAAAAUAUAUAUAUUCUAAUUCAUCACAUACUUCCGGAACAUUAAAAAUUUCAAAUAUUAGAUCUUAUUUUCAAAAUUCUGAAUUAUUACAUAUGACAAUACCUGGGCCAUUAUUUUCAAUAUCUAAAAACACUAAUAAAACUCGUAAGAAAGAAGCUAUUAAGUGGUUGGGAGAAAAAAUUCAGUCACUAGAGCUCAUUAAAGAUAAUGAAGAAGAUGAAUUUUUUAGUGAAAAAAUACUCUUAUGGAAAAUAAUAUAUAUCUUAUUAGAUAAUAGUUUUUCUUCAGAUCAAUUCGAAAGUAUUCAUUCAAUUUUAAAUUUAUUACAACCAGAUUUGCAGUUUUACAAUAAAGAAAAAUCUAAUUUUACAAUUACUGCAGAUUUUAUGAAUUCUAGUUCUAACCUGAAUACAAAUACUCAAGAAAUAUCAUCAUAUACUGUUACUCAGGAAUCUCUAGAACAAAUUAAACUCUAUCUUUUAAGUGGUGCCAAAAAUGACGCUAUUCAAUUCUGCUUAGAUAGAAAACUUUGGUCUCAUGCCCUUCUAAUAUCUAAUUCUAUGGGUAAAGAAGUAUGGAAAUAUGUAGCAAAAGAAUUCAUACGUUCCGAAAUUAAUGUCAACAAUAAAAGUUUGCAAAGUCUUAAAUUUUUCUAUGAAGCAUUAUGUGAAGACGAUCUAGAUAUGGGAAUUUCUCAUUCUUUUUUCAAUAAUAAUGUUAAUAUAGAACCUAAUAAAACAAAAGAAUUUCAUAAGGAUUAUUUAGAUAACUGGAAAGAAACAUUAGUUAUGAUUCUUUCUAAUCCAAGUGAUAAAGAUUCUAAUAUUAUAUUUAAUCUAGGAAAACUUCUUAUUAAGAAUAAUUAUAUAAUUCCGGGACAUAUAUGUUUUUUGCUGGCAAAAAAAGAUUCAGUAUUUUCUAUGCUCGAUAUACAUAACUCAGACCUUAUUUUACUUGGAGGGGAUCAUAUAAAUAAUCCAUCAUCAUUUUAUCAUGAUUUAGAUAACAUAAUUUUAAAUGAAAUUCUAGAACUUUACACAGCUCUUAAAUCCCAAUCACCUUUUUAUGGAUAUGCUCAUUUACAAGCUUAUAAAUUUUAUUAUGCAACAAUAUUAGCAGAUCUCGGAUAUAUAUCUGAGGCACAAAGAUAUUGCGAAUCAAUUAGUGAUAUAAUCAAGAAAUAUUCUAAAGGUUCGCCUUUCUUUCAUUUAUUAUUUGUUCAGCAAUUUCAAGAAUUUUCAUCUCGACUUCUAACCUAUGAAUCUCUUAACUCAAUGCCGUCAUGGUUUGGAAAAAAAAUGUCAAAACCUAAAUUAGACAGUUUUUGGGGAUCAAUUGAAAACAAGUUUAGUAAAUUUGUUACAGGAGAAACUAGUUCUAUUGAAUCUCAAGAAAUUUUAAAUAAUGAUUCAAACCCUUUUGAACAUCUCGCCGAAAAAAUAUCACAUUCCAAAAUCCACUCACAAACAAAUCUUGAAGCAUUAAACACAUGUGCAGUUGGUCCCUACCUUAUACAGGAUGAAUUUAUUUCUCAGCCGAAUCAUCAGGAAAAACUAACAAAAACAUGUCAAAACAACUAUGAUUUAUCACCUAAUUUAUCUUUAACUACCUCUGAAGAUCCUAACAUUUUUUCAAAAGAUAAAAAAUAUAACCAUUUAGCCUGUUAUCAGCCAAUGCCAAAAUUAUAUGAGACUUCUAAUCAAGAAAGUUAUUGCAAAAAUGUUCAGUAUUAUAAGGAAUCCAUUAUAUCGGAAAAUAAUUCAGAAAAUAUUUUAAAUAGGGAAGUUUUCAAAGAAAAUGGUCAAAUAGAAUUGUCAAGAAAUGAUAAUCUCAAUUAUUUGGAAUCCUCAGAUACACAGACUAAUGAUUUUUAUAAUACUAAAUCUGAACUAAAAAAUUUAUCUAUUACUCAGCUUAACUCAGAAGACUCUUAUAACGUUGAACCUAAGUCUCAAUCUCCGAAAAACAAUAGAGAUGAAAAUGCAAAUUCUAGUUGGUUUAGUAAAUGGUGGGGAAAAAAAGAACAAUCUAAAGAAAAGAAAAUAUAUAAGGCGAAAUUAGGAGAAGACAAUUCAUUUGUUUAUGAUACUGAACUUAAAAAGUGGAUUAAUAAAAAGGAUAGCACCUCAAUUUCUGAACAUGCUAUAUCACUACCGCCACCACCAAAAAAAGCAGAGUUAUCUCAUUCUACAAAUUUGAUAGCUCAAGAAUCACAUUAUAAUGAAUCAAAUAAAAUAUCUUCCAAUACUAUUACGCCUGAUGUUGAUUCUAUGAACUCUCAAUUAUCUACUAAAUUUACACAUAAACCAAUAGUAUCAAAUGACGAUGCUCUUGAUGAUUUACUUAAAAUGGCAUCAGAACAUUCUUUAGCUAAUGGGAAUACACAAACAAAAACUCUCACUAGAAAAAUAAAGGCAAAGAAUACUAAAAACAAAUAUGUUGAUGUAAUGAACUUAAAUCCUUAAAUGUUAUGUUACUUAUUAAGUAUUUAUUUCGGAUAUUCAUUAUCCC
Molecule: messenger RNA, 5183 nt
Organism: Pneumocystis carinii B80
Lineage: Eukaryota; Fungi; Ascomycota; Pneumocystomycetes; Pneumocystales; Pneumocystaceae
Exons: 11
Coding region: 56-5137 (1693 amino acids)
Biological process (GO): COPII vesicle coat assembly; autophagy; Golgi organization
Cellular component (GO): endoplasmic reticulum exit site; ER to Golgi transport vesicle membrane
Source: RefSeq, a predicted model, not a curated record